GCAGCAGCAGCUUGAGUUCUCAUCCAUCGGAAGUAAAGGUUUUCCUGUCUCUCUCUCGUAUAUCAAAAAAUCAAUCACUUCGGCCGCAUAGGCAUGCGGAUUCGUCCAGUUCCAAUCUGAAUAGUAUUUCCCAUCUUUCUCAUCGAUUACGCAUUCCAAAUACUUUUCGUCUUCUCUGAAAGUGCCAAUCUCGCUCUGAGACGCUGCGUUCACGUCCUUUGGGGGUACGUACGGUGGUGUUUUUUUAUCGGACAGAAUCGCCUCCCAGUUGCAAGUUUUGAACCAUGGAUGAGCCAUGAUUUGUUCGCAACCUUUGGAUCCCAACCUUGCGUGUUCGUUCUUAUCUAGCAAGCGCCGACAAAGAUCAGCUGCGUCUGGCUCAAAUAGUGUUUCUGGGAAUUCUGGAAUCAUCUCCAAGGUCGCAUAAUCUAUUGCCUUUUCCUAUUGAACGGUGGGAAUUCACAAAUCAAUCAGAUAAGAAAGAGACAGAUACACCUACAUUUUAAAGUCAUUGUGAAUGAGGGUGUCAAACCCAAGUGUAUUGCUUUGUCUUACCUUCGUUUCCUUACCGGCAUCGAGCCCAAAUUUCAAGGCAGUUUGUGACCGGAAUGGGUUUGACCCGGUUAUGAAUUCAGCGACACAACACCCGAAGCUAAACCAAUCAACCAUUUGAUUGUACGGCAUUCGCCUUCCAUCUUCGUCUCGCCGUAGCAUUUCGGGAGCCCAGUAUCCUCUCGUCCCAGCAGCUCCAUGAAGUUUUGGUGUUAUUUUUGUCGCCAGUCCGAGGUCUGUGAUUUUCACUCUCCCAUCGUCCGCCAAUAAAAGAUUCUCUGGCUUGAGAUCUCGAUAUACAUACCCCUUGUCGUGAAGGGCCUGCAAACCAAGCAUAACUCUGGCGGCAUAAUAUCUGCAUUCUCUGGGUGGAAAUGAUCCUUUCUGCUGCAAGUGGUAACUCAGAUCUCCACCAGUCAUCAAGUCCAGAAUGAGAUAUAUGUCGUCCGUCGACUGAAAAGAGUAUUUAAGAUUCACAACAAACGGGCUCUCCACGGCAGCAAGUACUUUCCGCUCGUUUAGCGCUAAUAACUCAGACUUCUUCACUUUAAUCCUCUUCUUAUUCAUGACCUUCAUCGCAUACAACUUGCCAGAAGUCCCCUUUUUGCAUGCUAUUUUGUUCAAUGAAGUCGAGAGAAGAAAGAUACAUUCGACACCAAAAUUAGACAAUAGCGGUCUUUGGCAUAUUUGCACCGAACAAAUCCGGCAUUCGACCCACAUCCAAACACGGGAAAGAAAGAUUGACGUUGCUUACCUGUUACAGACCCGAAUCCACCCCUCCCGAGAACACGCAUGGAAAAGAAGUCGUCCGGUUCGACCGGUCGGUCGUAGAACCAUAGGAAGUUUUUCAUUCUGACGAACUUUUCAGAUUCUGUGAAUUGUUGCCAAUAUUUCUUGCGCAAGCUCUCGAUUACUAGCACAUCCGCUUUUGCAAACAGAUCAUUAAGGUUUUUGGGGUCCACCUGCUUUAGACUUUCAGUGAGUUGUUUCAUCGAGGAGUACUUUUCCCGAACUGAUCUCCUAUCUGGGAGGUUCCGAGUAGCUUCUCGUAAUUCAGCGCUUUCGAUGUUUAUACUCCUCUCGGAGCCAGACGACUCGUUGUUAUAUUUAUUCUCAGCUUCGGAAAUCGCGGUAAAUAUCUCGUCCAGCACCGGACCAGUCAGCCCAAUGGAAUUUGGUACCGGCGGGGACUCUGAAUCGUAGUCCACUACUUUGUUAGCAGAAAUCAAUUCUUUGACUUCGGUCUCCGUGAGUUUGGGAACUUGUCGGAACAUAUCGUGUGUAACGAUCUCUCUUUUCUCUGGAUAGAUUCUUUCUCCGGUUACUUUGUCCACAGGAGAACUUUUCAGAAAUUUUUGCGCUAUCCUUUUUGCUCUUUCUAUUCUCUGCCUCCCUCUCAUCUUCCUCCAAUKAAUCACGUCUUCGAUAAAGUUAAUUCUAAGCCAAUCGUUGCAGGUGUCUUUCAAAAAUUCGGAGAACAAAAAGAAGCCGAUUGCUCUCUGCAAACACCAGUCGAUACCGAAUACUUCCAAACCAUUCGAAGCGUUGGCACCUUCUUCUAUCUUCUUUGCUUCCCACCUCUCCAAUUCCUCUGUUUCGGGAAAAUGCCAAGAAAGCACGGGUCUGGGACCCUGCACCUGUGUCGCGAUUGCAUUUACGUAUUGUGCAUCUUCGAUAGCGUCUUGAAGCUCCUCCAUGAUGCUGGUGCAACCGACUUUGUUGAGUAUUGCGUCGAGCGAGGCUCCACUAACAAACCCUGCCUCAACUUAAGGGCGCUAGACCUAUCGACCCUCCCUGGUCACGCUUGGUUUGCUUGUUGCUCUGGCUUGAUUCAGGAUAUUUUAGAGCAUGAAGUCGACGCAACGAUCCAGAUGGACUCAACGGCGUUAUUACAACAUCUCUCUUUUCGUACCGUACUCGUAGAACGAGUACUAGUACUCUGUACUGGCGCUCCUACCUUUUGGAGCCGUAGUUUACCUCCGGCGGUCGGUUUAGGCGACUCGCAAUCAUCAGUUGAAGAGAUGGAAUUAUUUGACUGCCACCCCGGUACUGCCAGGUGCAUAGCUGAAUGUAAGUACGAGUUUUCAGCAGCCAUGGGGAAGCACAAAGAAAUAUGCCCUAAAAAGAGAUACUUAGGGAGGUGAACUGCCGACGCGGAAGCAGGUGAAGUUCGAUCAUCCCUAACGGAAGCUGAUUAUCGAAACAACAACAUCAACUCUAACACAAUACAUUAAUUGGUUCUUUAAGAAGGUUUAUUUCGGGGGGAUUUUAUUUUAGGGGUAUUUCAAAAACUUUUUCGUUGAUUCACCUUUCAUCCAAAAAUCCCGCGCUCGUACCUGAUGCUCCUGUAGCAAGCUUACUCAGUAAAUUGAAUGCUUUGUACCUGCCUUUUCGUGACGUGUUUUUUGGGUGCUGCUAUUUCGGUGCUUUUUGAUGUUAAUCAUCGGCGAUCUGAAGAACAGGUAAACAAAAUCAUUACUAUAUUGUGAGUUUCGUUAGUGUUGCCAUCAUCAACGUAAACGAUCUAAUUUUGUAGCUGCUACAAACGCAACCACUUAGUUUCGGCAUAAACCAUACCGGUGCAAUUGAUCAUCCGUUUCCGAAUAGAUCCCGCUGUAGGACAGAGAACAGGUCUUUUAAUAUCUAACAAAGAAAAUGGCGUCUUCUAUGAUUCGAGGAAUACUUGUCUUCGGCUUUUCCGCCCUUGUCCUUCUCGCCCACGGGGGAGAGGCCUUUGUCACCAAGCAACCUGUGUCAACUUCGAGCAAGGUUGGUACUGAUCUUCCAAAAGUGACGCACCUCCCAAUAUACGACAUGCUUUCCAAGGGAAAAGAACAGCAUUCGUCGUCUUCCCUGUUGAUGGCGACGGAGGAUAAUUCCAAGGGCGGAGGCCUUCCAUUCUGGCUAGAUCCGGGCACACGGGGAGGUGCCGUCUUUUUGAGUCUGGUGUUGUUCAUCAUACCCCUUGUCGGGUAUUCGGUUGCCACGAAUAUGUUCGGAGUCGACGAGGUGGACGCCGGGAAAUACAUCGGUGUUGGAUUCACUGCAGUCGCAACCCUCCUCUGGGUAUCGACCUACAUUUUCCGUGUUGCCACGAAGGACAUGACAUAUGUGAGUUACAAAACUAGUGUUAGUGACUACUGCAUGUAGUCCUUCUAUUUUUAUGAAUCGCAAGUAGACUGUUGAAUUCGAAAGGAACGAUGAACUAGACAGGUUUUGAAAAAUUCUUUAGGGUCUGAAGCAUGGCUGUGCAAUGCAGUGCUUUGUUUUUGCGCCGUUGUCUAACAAUUUCUUUGGGUUUGCUUAUUCUCACACGUCACGAUAAAUACAUUUCAGGCUAAACAACUCAAGGACUACGAGAACGCUGUAAUUCAAAAACGUUUAGAAGAGCUAGAUGAAGACGAAAUCCAAGCGUUGCAGGAAGAAAUCGAACGAGACGAAUUUUAGAGAAAACGAUUCAUAACUAACGUACCAAGUAGUAAUUUACUGUAAUAUUUUUACAUGAAUGUCACCCAAGUGUGUGGUGAUUCAAUUGCAUGCUAGAGCAACACUUCAAGCUCGCCAAGAUAUUGAAAUGUAUCGACACAUAUGCGCCAUCAUCACCAGGUGAAGAUCAGCGUCUGACAGAACACCAAAACAUUUAGAACAUUUUUUCUUACUAGCAGCAUCGACGAGAACUUGUGCAAAUAUUAUCAGCCAACAAAUUCGAAAAGUAAUG
Messenger RNA from Pseudo-nitzschia multistriata, 4270 nucleotides. NCBI's taxonomy places the organism in Eukaryota, Bacillariophyta, Bacillariophyceae, Bacillariales, Bacillariaceae. The record is from the annotation of a GenBank genome assembly.